AGCACCCAAACAGAAAAGGGGCACUUUGGCACUUUGAUUCUAGUACGGACGAUAAGCGCCGAUACGGACCGAUACAGGCGAUACGCGUCGACCCCCGCGCUUCUCCGCCACGGGGUGCACAUGAGAAAGGAUCGCCAUGGCGCAAAGAGCAGAGGCCGAGGUGAAGGAGGCUGACCAGAUCUUUCUGCUGAUGAAGGAAGAGUAUCGUAUUUCUCGGAAUGUGCGCCUUGCUUGGUUCCUCAGAAAACUCAACCAAAUCAUCUGGCCAGUGUCUACUCCGGAGCUGUUACACUCAGAGAAUGAGCUGGACCUCCUGAGCAUUCUGCCUAAAGGCUGGCAGCCCGAGCCCAGUGACUCUGCUCAGCCUUACGUUCUGGUGCCAUCCACCAGAGCCUCCUUCUUGGCCCGGAGGUACCGCUUUGUCAUCCAGCUGGACCUUAGCCCCUCCACCAGGAUAGUGGACGAUGGCACUGGGGAGAUGAUCUUUGAUGAGGUCUUCCACGCUUUGUCGCGGUGUUUGGCAGGCCUGGUUCAGCCUUUUAAAGUCCCAGGCACUGAGCAGUUAUUCCGACCCAACAUCUUCAUCACUAUCCUGGCCUAUUCCUCUAUCAUCGGCCUGAGCUCACAUCAGGUCCUGGUUCAGGGCUGUCAGCUGGAGCGCACAGACCUGGAUGUGUUCUUGAAGAACAUCUACCAGCAGCUGAGGGCUCUGGAGAAUAGCAUUGCUGAGGUGCUGCACCAGCAGUACCUGCAGGCCGAAGCAGCUGCCCUGGGCCCAGAGGAGACAGAGGAGGCCUGGUCCUGGUCCAGUCAGAGUGCAGUGUCCAUGGUGUCUGCAGACAUGGGUCUAGUAAGCAUGAUCCGACAGGGCAUCCUAGCUCUGCAAUUGCUGCCCCCCAACUCCAGCGCAGGCAUCAUCCUGAUCACAGAUGGCGUGAGCAGUGUUCCUGAUGUGGCCAUGUGUGAGACUCUGCUCAACCAGUUACGCAGCAGCACCAUCACGUGCUCCUUUGUGCAGGUGGGUGGCUCCUACUCGUAUGACUGCAGCUUUGGCUACAUCCCCAACGUGGAGCUGAUGAAGUUCAUGUCCCUGGCCACGUUUGGCUCGUACCUGCCCAGCUGUCCCGAGGUGCACCCUGGCAGCGAGGACAUGAAUGUCUACCAUCGAGCCUUCCUCACUUACUCCUUUCUCAAAAGCCCAGAGUCCACCAACGCAGAGUAUUUCAGUGUGUCGCAGGACAAGCUGUUCAAUGAGCACCUGGUGUCUGCAAGUGGAAACCCAGCACUGGUGAUGAGGAGGAAGAAGCACACAGAGAAGGAAGUGCAAGCCCACCUGGUGAGUGUGGUGUCUGUGCGGCUGCGUGAGGGCUACACCAUCCGCGACGUCAGCCUCUCUAAAGGCGGGAGCCAGCUGGAAGUGAAGCUGGUGUUGCUAUGGAAACACAACAUGCACAUUGAGUAUGUAGCGUCUGCUCCCUGGCCUCUGGACCCGGCCAAGAGGAGCACCCGUGUGGAGGUGACCAUGGAGGGCAGCUAUGACAUCCUUCAUGACAUCAGCUGCACCCAGAGGAAGCCCAUCACCAGCCCCUACCGCACCUGUGUCAUUCGCCGCUUUUGGAACACUCUACAGAGUAUAAACCAGACAGACCAGAUGCUGGUGCACCUGCAGUCUUUUAACUCCAUCCCUGAGAACUACACCAUCCCUGAGAGCACCAAGAACGGAGUGCCUCUGUUCUACAUCCCGCCUGGCUCCACUACCCCAGUCCUGUCCCAGCAGCACAGUGGCUCCAAAGACUCGUCUCAGUCCCAGUUCGCGGCCUACUGGAAGCCCAUCCUCUCCAUGGAUGCCAAUUUCUGGCAGAGGUGGCUUCACAUGCACCGCAUCGCCAUCAUCCUGGAGCAUGACAUGCCUGUACCAAAGCACUUGCACACGGCUGGAAGUAACGGCCGCUACAGCACCAUCCAGUGCCGCAUCUCCCACUCAGCCCUGACAUCUCUUCUCCGUGACUGCUCCAGCUUUGUGCUGGUGGAGGGCUACUCCUAUGUCAAGCUCAUCUACAGCUCUCCUGACCAACCCCCCUCCUCCUUCUACCUGGUACGCCUCAUCUCCAAAGCUCCCUGCAUGGUACUGCGUCUGGGCUUCCCGAUCGGAACCCCAGCCCACAUCAGGAACAAGAUUGUGGAUAAACUGAAAGAGCAGAUCCUCAAACUGCGAUUCCCACAUCGAGUUCAAAGCAAGGAGGCAACGCCAAAGACCAAGAGGAAAGCUGUGGUCCAUCAGUCCCCCUCCAAAGGACCCUCCAGUGUGGCCCUCCAGCCCUCCCUGUCAGACCGGCCCUGUGUGGUAGUCCUCAAUAAGCCCCUGGAGAAGCUGCUCAUCAGAUAUGAGAAGCUGCCUUUGGACUUCCGGACACCGUACGUUUUCAGCACGGAGAACUGUCCGAAUCCGUGUGGCGGAGCGGCUCCUCUCAGCGUGGCAGCCAACCGCACUGCCUCCUCCACACUGGCCUCGCUCACCCGAUACUUCCUGCACCGGCGCUGGGUGUGGGCUGUGCAGGGAACCCAGGGGCCCACCGUGCCCAUCCAGGCUGUGGCCCACAUCCUCUCCAUGCUGUCAGAGAUCCGUGUGUCUGAGGGCUUCCACUUUGCUGCCAGUGGGGAAGGCAUCGUGAACAUGGUGAUCGAGUUGCCCAUGAGCUUCUCCUCAGACAUGGACACAGAGAGCCCCUCCUGUAUCGUCCAGUACAUCAUGUUCCCCCCACACUCCACCGCCACCAAAGACAGCUUCUCCACAGAUGAUGAUAACGACACUGAGCUGGAGGCGCUGGACGUGGACUCAGAUCUGACUCUGGUGACCGAAUGCUGGGUGGAGCCCCAGAGUGGUUCAGUGCUGCCCCCUUCAGAGCAACUGCGUCACCUCCAAGGGCUUCAGUACCACCAGAUACCUCAGGCAAUCUUUCCUGGUGACCUGGCCUGCAUGUCCACCAUGAUGACCUUUGAGCACUUGAACCAGCUGUGCCACAACAAGGAGCAGGUGUGUUCACUGCCCCCCACAGUCCAGGAGGUCACAGGAGACCACACAAGCUUCGAUGACAGCAUCCACAUGGUCCCUUUUCAAUUUGAUCUGAUGCAGCUGUUGCCCCGGUGCCAGCAGGUGGAGCUGUUUUUCCUUACUUUCAGCACAGCACUGCAGCGCUCGGAGCCCCAGCCCUGUGUGCCCAAUGAACUGCUGCUGAGCCUGUUCCACACCAGCCUAUCCCAGGAGCUGAGCGACAGGGAGGUACCUCUGUGUGAGCCUGACCACGCCGCCCUCAUCCAACACAUCCUCCAGAGAGAGCGCCACGGGCACACGCCACCAUUCUGCCAACCACCCAGCACAGAGGAGCGGGUCCAGGCACGGGGCAAACAGGACACAGAUAACCUCCACACUAGCGGAGCCAGUAAAGAGGUGAUGGGCUCCACCAGCACCCUGCAGAGUCUCAGCACUACAGAGCUGGUGGAGGAGGAGCUUCUGCUGCCUGCUUCAUACUCCUCUCCUCAGUGGAGGUGCUACGCCAAGUCCAUCAGCUCCCAGCAUAUCCUGCUCACACUGGUGCCUGCCACCUUCACUGAUGUGCAAAUGCUGAUGGCUUCAGAGCUGGAGAGUGACAGCAGUACCGGGAGCGGCCAGGACGAGGAUACACUGACCGCCAGCGUGCGCUCCCAUGUGAACUUCCACACAGACUCUUUGUCUGCCAGUCUGGAUAGGUCUGAAUGUGGGCCCCUGACAGCCAGUGCAGAGCGCUCUGAAGGCAGGCCCCUGACCUCCUGUGUGUCCUCCAGUCUGGAUGGCCUCACUACUGCCUGUUCCCCUUCUGAUCCCUGGGUUUCCGGGGACCAGCCAGUGUCUGAGAAUGAGAGCGUCAACUCCAGUUCAGAUGUGGAUAAAGAGGGAGUGCUGAUAACAGAAUUCCCAGCCAGUGCGAGUGCUCCACAGCUCGGGGCCGCUCAGCUCGGGGCCGCUCAGCUCGGGGCCGCUCAGCUCGGGGCCGCUCAGCUCGGGGCCGCUCAGCUCAGGUGUCCUGUGUAUGUUUACAGUUGUGCCCUGGAACAGCUCAGAGAGCAGCUGGUGCAGCCUUCCUCUAGUCGCAGGCCCAAUGAUGUCUUCCUCAGGAGUGUGUCCCAGGACCGCAGCAGCCCAUCCCCCUGGCCCGAGCUCCUGUCCCAGCCACACAAACACAAGGAACUGGCCCACUACUGCAGCCUGCUCCAGGAGCACUACCACCAGAGCUAUGUCAAAGGAGUGUACCGCAGCCUGCAACAGUCCUACAGCAUCAGUGCUCAGGAUGUCCUGCUGGCUAUGGACUACUGUGAAGAGUCCCUCCAGGAGAUGGACAUCAGCGCUUUCCUGCACACGCUCUGUGGACACGUGCGGCGCUUCAGAGAGCAACCAUGGGUCCGGGCAGCCUUCACCAUUGGGGACAUGGAGGAGCAUUGUGCAACGGGCAGUGUGGAUUUCGAUGCCAACAGUGAAAGUGAGUGCACGUCUCCACAAGCUGAGGGGGAGACCAGGUCUGAUCCAUUCCCAGAGUUUCCUCUGUCCUUGCUGCAGAGUCAGUCGAAGUGUGAGAGUCAGAGCCCAGAGCUGCACCGCAUCAUACAGGAUCAGUUCAGUGAGAUUUUGUCCCAGUAUUUCAAACCUGUCCCAUCCAGUCCACACUACUUCUUUUACUGUCUUCCGUCAAAUAAAGAGCAGGACUCUGAUGAUGAGACGGAGAGGAGGCCCGUAGAGGACAUGGUUUCUGAGGCAGAGCCCGCUACAGAAGAUGAGGCCGUGUGCAUGCAGACAGAGAGCGACUCAGACCUACUGGUGGAGUACGAGGACCAGCCUGGACCCAGCGCUCAGGCCCUGGGCAGCUCUGUGUCUGACUCUAACACGGUGAACCAGGACGAUGACUCCUUCAGCAUCCUAGAGGGUGGUUCUGUGGAGGGGCUCCAGCUGGACAUGCCCCCCCUCUUUGUGCACAUCACCUGUUCUGUGAACGUGAAGAGCAGCCACGGCUCUGUUCCCGUCCAGACCCUGCCUACCUGCCUGGGGCAAGUCAUCUCCUGUUUGGAGAAUGUGGAGUUGCUUCACUCAGUGGAUCUGAAGGAGCUCUCAGUCACAUUGGAUAUUUUCAUCUUGACACUUCCUCUGGAGAUAGAAGUACUGGCCGAUUUUCAUCACAACAGGUACACGUCUGAGAGCAGUGUGUCUCUGAACCGCUCUCCGGGACAGCCCUCCUCGUACCGCUCAGACGAUGAGCUGCUGGUAGGGCUGGAUGCUCUGCGGGCAGGAAGCAUGGAUGGGGUCAGCGGGGACCCUCUUUCCAAGCUACCGGACCCUCACAGAUCAGCCAUCGUGGCCACCAUGGAUGAGAUCCGCUGGCUGCUGGAGGAUGAGAUGGUCUCGGCGCUGCGCUCCUGUCGGCUCAUUAGCUCAGACACUCUGCUUAAAGUGGUGGAGCAUGUGUCCCGCUCGGCCGGACGCCCACACUGCCACUGUGAGGAGGUGCCACUGCAGUUUGUCUUUGGUCCCGAGCAGUCACUGGAGAAGUUCAAACAGGAGUUCCGGCACGUGUCUCUGGCUAGAUAUGUGUUCAAUGCUGAGGAGGAUUUCUUCUACAUUUCUCUCAGCCGGCUGCACCCCCAGAGAAUCCACGGUACCAACAUGUUCCCUCUGAGCACGGGGCCCCAUAAUCCCAGUGGCCCCUGCCCCGAUGUACCCAGGGGCCCUGCUGAGGCAGACUCUAACCUGGGUCCCAGCACAGACCUGCAGAGCCUCCCUUAUACGACUUCAGGAGUGGAGCCAGUGUCCUACAGAACAGAGCUUGCAGUGUCCUACUCACCCCCCAAAGCGCCCUCUAGUGGUAGCCUAGCAGAUUGCACGGGACCCAGCUCUCACAGCGGUGAGAGGCCUAGGCCCAGCCGUGUGCAGAGCGUGGUGUCCAGUCAAGGCAGCUUGGACUCCGACAUGCAGGGCUAUGACGGUGGCAGCAGUGACUCUGAAUGUGAGAGCCCCACUCUCGGGGAGCGGGACACACAGCCCCCCAUGAUGCCCGACUUCUGGUUAAUCCUGCAAGUGCACCAGGACCGCGUAAAGGUCUACUCACACUCCAGAAACCUGAGGGCCGAAGUGCAGAGCAGCUGUGAGGAAAUGCCCGAGUACCUGCAGCUCCAUCAGGCUGUGGUCAGCAAAAUUGGGGAGAUCUGCCGGGUCGUCAAUCAGCGCAUGCUGCUGCAGGACCUCCAUGACAGUCACGUGUGUAACUCUCUGCUGGUGGCUGAGAGUGAGGAGGACAUCUGGAAGAAUGAGGCGGUGUACAGGCAGAGGACACAAACCUCUGAUGAUUACAGCACAGAAGAGAGUUACCAGGCCCGAGACUACCUAGCUGCCACCAUGCAGUUCAUCCCUGGACACUUUGCCUGUGAUAUUGUGUGGAGAACCAUCAUCCACAUCCACCCACGCCUCAAGAUGGGACCCAACAUGGGAGUUUCUAGAGCCAUCCAGGCGCUACGCUCAGUGCUGAGCUCUUUCUGUGUGGUCAAUCGGAAGAACAUGUUUGUCUACCAGGAACGCACCACCAAAUCAGUGUUCUACCUCAGGCUUUGUGAGACUUCGUUGGAAAACCAGCUGCCCUCACAGCGCUCUGUGGCCCUUGCCCGGAGCCAGGAGCCCUCCUUUUCAGACGACCCCAUGGCCUCCCGCUCCCCCCUGGAGGCCUCCCGGCCGGUGGGGCAGGUAGACAAACACAUCCUUUUGCUGGUGCAUGGAGUGGAAAGCGCAGGCCCUGAGAUCACUGAUGAACUUGUCAAAGUGCUGCAGAAGCGCCUGGAUGAGACCACCCUGGACAUCAUCACAGUCAUGCUAGUCCGUAACUGCAAACUGACCCCUGCCGAUGUGGAGUUCAUCCAGCCGUUGGACGCUGCCCCCUCAGAGGUGAUGGUCUUCAGCCUGCCUCUGCACUGUAGUGCCUGGCUCCCCGCUGUGGCUCACUACCUCCGCCAGAACCUGCUCAUCUUCCUGCAUGUGCCCAAGUACACAGACAACAACACAGCCCACCACUUCAAGCACUGCAGUACUGUGAGCAGUGACGGGGCAGAUGGAGACAUUUACCUGUACAACAAACCAGGAGGACAGGGCACAGGGGGCAAAGGUAUCGCCUGCAUCACCCUGUCGUUUCUGAAUGGAGAAGGUGGCGCAGUGCCCAUCCAGGUGCAAAGGACAGAGAGCAGCUUUCUGACCUUAGACACCGAGCAUUACGAGGAGUUGACCAUGGUGCUGAAGGUGCCCUCUGGCUUCAACAGCUCAGGAGAAGCCAAUGCAAAGGACACUGAACCACAGCUGUAUGUGCGCUUCAACAUCUGGGAACAAGGAAACAUCAGCCCACUGCAGCUGAGCGACAAACUGCAAGGGGCGCUGCGACAUGCUCUGUGUGAUGUAGUAAUGGAGCUCCAAAUGCUACCCAAUCUGCUCUGUGUGGAGGUGUCCUACCAACAGGCCAAAGCCUCCAGAGAAGAGGCAAAAGACCCAGCUUCUUCAAUGCUGGAUGUGAAGGACAAGCAGCGCAGCGGAUCACGACUCCUCAAAGGAAGUCCUGCCCCCAUCGUGUUCAGCCAGGGCACAGGUGCCACUCCCCUGUCUCCAGAGUCCACCACCCCCACAAGCAAGAGCACCCGCCGCAGCUUCUGGGACAUCCUGAGUAAACCCGACUCCACUGACCUGGUUAGUCCAAAAACCACAGAUGACAUCGUCCAGGAGAGGGGUGAGGAGGGCAGAGCCACAAGGCGCAGACACAAGACAGAGACAGUUAAACAGCAGUGGGGUCAGGAGAGAGGCGGGCUGAUGGAGCUGGAGCAACAGAGGAGACAUCUGGCCCAGCUUGAGGAGGGAGAUGUAGGAGCACUGCAUCCUGUGUAUCAGCAUGCCUGCGAGUCCUGGAUAAUGUUUAUGACCCAACUGGGCUGCCCAUCCAUCCAGCAGUGUAUGGCAGAGCUGGCCUCUCACUUCCUGCUGCCCUCACUCCUCACAGAGAUCAUCAGUCUGGUCAGCUCUCUGGCCAGCGACACAGUGGUCAAAGCCUUCCAGAAGACCAGUUGCCCAUCCUCUGGAGAGCUGUUCCUUCCUCUGGCUGUGGGGCAGAAUCUCAUGCCCUCCCUGAACUCCUCAAGGAGCUUUAUUCUCAUCGGACGCAACUUUCAUCAGUGGCACAACAGCACACAGCAAGUAAACAAGGGCCUGCAGCACUUCGAAGCCCUGGAGCACAGUGAGGGGGCCGUCCCAGAGAAAAGCGGGACAGACGCCGCACCGCGACAGAGGUUUCUGUUCAUCACCAUCACCCAGAAAAAGGUGGCUCUGUAUAGCUACAACUGGUCUGUGGACUUGGGCUGCACACUGAACAGGGAGCUGUUGCGCCUGGUGCACUGGCAGAAUGCCCGUGCCCAUGUGGUCCACUGCCUCCUCAGCCAGAAGAUGGGCCUGUUCCACCACUACUGCUUCUCCGACAUGCCCGUGCACCAGCCAGACUCCAAACAGGAACCAAACCCAUUCCUAAGCCCUUCCAUGGAGCCUGAUGCUCUACUCCGAAGUGCAAUGCCCCCAGUCUCUAGUAAAGAUCAGGGAAGGCUGGUGGGCAUGGGCCGGAUUCUGGCCCCUCUGCACUUCCCCUCAGAGCUGCUGCCCUUUGACGAGGCUCUGCGUGACGUGUGCUCCAUUCCCGGACUGAGUGAGGGUGAUGCGGUGUCCAGACACGGAGGACAGCUCCUGGAUAUCAAGGCUGGAGAGCGUAGAGAGCUGGAGAAGCAGAUGAAGAUCGAGAACCUGUUUGUGACAUGGCAGCAGCGCUCAGCUCAGAGUAACAUGCCCAUUUCUGCAGCAGAUCUGGAGAUCCUCAAGCAGUCGUCUAGACUGGUGCAUUACUGUGCUACUCCUCUGCUCUUUGACCCACUUUUUCGCAAAAACAUCCAAGAAGAGCAAGUCAUCCAUUCUCCAGUGAAGAAGCGUCACCGCUCUAAUGACUCGAGUGCAUCGGGCCGAGACCGCAGCUACAGCACAGACUCUGGGGACAUGCUGCCCAUCCGCCUGCGGGACGAACCCUGGCUCCAGGAUGUAUCCUGCUCCUUUCUUCAGCACUAUGUGCAGUACCUGCAGAGCAUGGGCUUCAUCCUAGUGCAGGUUCGGCCCCAGUCCCCUGCGCGGAGUAUCGCUAGAAGCCGCGCUGCUAUGCUGAGCUCCACGUCCUCAGAGGGGCGGAUGUCCUUCUCCUACGUCAAACAGAAGAGCGAGGACAGCCCUAAGACUUCUCCGUCUGCAACUACGCAUUACCACCUGCAGAGGGCGCUGCCUGGGGGAAUCGUUCUGAUGGAACUGGCUUUCCAGGGCUGUUAUUUCUGUGUGAAGCAGUACGCGCUGGAAUGCUCCCGUAUCCCCAUGGGUCAGUCUGUCAAUUCCCAGGGCAACCUCCUCACCAAACCACGCACUCGGCCGUACCCAGAUGCCUCGCCUGUGUCUGACUGUGCGCUCUCCAUGCUCUUCACUGAGGAGUGUGACAAAGUGAGGGACCUGAUGCACGUGCACUCCUUCAGCUAUGACUUUCACCUGCGUCUGUGCCACCAGUACCUUCAGGGCAGUCACAUGACCCUGCGCCAGGGUUACCAGCUCACAGACUUCCUGGACGACUUCAUCUUCCACCACCCUGACAUCCCCAAGUUUGGGCACAACCAUGUUUUCCAGGGAAGCUUCUCCAUGUCGACGGGGAUCAUCCCUGCCCACCAGCUCUACAACUACAUCACUGACCACGCAGGCACCUAUGGCAUGAAGCCCCUGCGCAUGUCCCGAGCAGCCACGUCCUCUGACAGCAAGAAGGCCCCUCCUGAGCUGCAUGAGUACGCCCUGGUGGCUCUGUGGACCAGCUCAGGCUCAUAUAAAGACCUGGAGGGUCUGCACCAUCAUGACGAUUUUGACGUGUCCCUGGUGGUGUGUCACAAUGCUGUGCCAUUUGAGGAGCAGUCAGACACAGAGAGGCACCUGCUUAGGCUGAGGUUCUACGUGCUGAUGACUAGUCAGAGAGAGCUGUUUCCUCGUCUCACUGCAGACAUGCGCCGCUUUAAGAAGCUGCCCCAGAUCCAUAAGGAGCCGGAGCCUGAACAGGCCCCACAUUCAGACAGAGCCGAGGGCCCACAGGACAGCUGGGAACAGGCAGUCUCUGAGGCACUCUCUGAUGGCAAUGAGUUCUAUCCUCUGGCUGGAGGCACAGAGCUGCUUCCUCUGCCGCCUCUGUUCCCUCUGCUGCAAAACGAAGUGUCCACGGCUCAGAGGCAGAUGAUCCAGAGCACGGUGGAACAGGCCAUGGAGCACUGUCGCAGGGACAACCUCUGGAGGAGACUGUUCCACGGAGAGCAUGUGACUCUAGACAAACUCAAGCUCACCAAACUGUCCUUCAGUGAGCUGGAAGAGCUGCUCGAGGCAGUGCAGAGCUGCUCUGUGGGGGACAUCGACCCUCAGCUGGAGUGCUUCUUGAGCAUGAGCCCAGCCUGGUACCAGAGCCUCAUCAAAGUCCUCCUUAGCCGCUUCCCCCAGAGCUGCAGGCACUUCGACGACAAUGGCGUGCAGUAUCUGGCUGUUCUCAACCAGAAGUUCACCGACUGCUUCGUGUUGGUCUUUUUGAACCCUCAGGCUGGUAAAACGAGUCUCAAAGUGGUGUUCCGGGAGCCUCUGCCUGCUCAGCCCUCCUCUGGAGGCAGUCCCCCUCCUCAGCUUGUGCACAUGUACCACCACCUGGAGUCCAUCAUCAACACAGCCUGCUACAACCUGUGGAGCGGCCUGCUGUAGAGACGCAGCCCCGAGCACUCAUCCUACUGCUUCAAACUACUGCAUUUUUGACAUUUCAUAUCGUUUAUAUUCAGUUCCUUUAUGGUUUAUAAAGGAACUGUAGUCAGUCUUAAAAAGUUCAUUCAGCGGCGGAUGGGGUUUAGGAAGUGACAAGUCCUUUUACAUUUAAACCAAGUGGAUUUCAGCAUUGAAACUGGCAACCCAAAUGAGAGACUUAUGUGAGGCUCAUUCUGCUUUCUGAGUGGAUAAUUGUCUUGUAAUUAACAGUUGUUAGGCUGCUUUAUUCUUGUCAGUAAAAGACUGGUCAUGUAUUCUAACUAUCUGUGGCCCCAGAUAGGUCAGGUUUAUGGGAUUUAAAAUCUAAAUCUUACAAACAGUUCCUUUAAGACCUGUUCAAGGUCUAAGGCAAGAGUGUCAAACUCAAAUUCACAGAGGCCAAAAUUAAAAACUGGGACUAAUUCGUAGGCCAAAACUAAAUAUUUAUUGAAAAAUUUCAACAACAUCUGCAUGUUUCCUCUUCUUUCGAGAUAUGUAAUGUUAAACCUUUCCUUCUCUAAAUGUUUAAUAAUAGUUUUGCUUAAACAUUGAAUCCAGAUCAAGCACAAUAUAAAAUAGUAACAAAAUUUUAAAUAAUGUCUCUAUAGCCCAUCUGUAGCCGGUGGGCAGCUCUGAUACAUAUUUGAUGUGAUCUCGUGAGCCAAAUAUAAUUAUAUCGCAGGCCAAAUUUGGCCCCCAUACCUGAGUUUGGCAUGUCUGGUCUAAGAUAAUGUUUGGGGUUAUUUUGCAUAAUUUGGGGUUUAUUAAUUUAUAUCCCAUUAUGUAUAAAUAAAAUAUAACAAAGCAUCCAAACAACAAACAUGUGAGGGACUUAGUCAAUUUUGAAAGGGUACUAUAGCAACAAUAGCAAGUUUGUAUUGUGCAGUGUGUUUCUAUAUCUCCUCUUCUUCUCAAGGUGGUUGUCGCCUAAUGCCAAAUAAUGUCUAAAUAAUGUCGCAGUGUUUUACUCCAACUGUAAAUAUUCACCUGUCAUCUCUGCACUUUUUAUAUUAAUGCAACUUUCUAUAUUUCUGUAUUCUACAGCAGACUAGUGCCAUACAAUGUGAUAGGAAGACUUCUUCUGACCAGUCUGCACCCACAGCCUUGUGCAUAUAAGCCUAAUCAUACUGAGAUGAGAGUGGUGCCUUCUCUGAGCACUAGAUGUUCGGACCUAGCCUAGGUGUAGCCUCUGUUCGAGCAACAUCAUGGUUUCCAUGAAUGUGUUCACAUUUGUCAACAGAGCCAUUCUGUUGUGUAUAUUAGACUGGAGUGUUGCAUGUAUAUUUCUGUACAUAAACCAGACUGAAAUAAAGAUGGAGGAUUCUUGUU
This is a messenger RNA of Boleophthalmus pectinirostris (great blue-spotted mudskipper), 12214 nucleotides long. RefSeq names its product SZT2 subunit of KICSTOR complex (gene szt2). The record is from RefSeq and is a predicted model, not a curated record. Bases 137 to 10849 code for a protein of 3570 amino acids. The transcript has 73 exons. NCBI's taxonomy places the organism in Eukaryota, Metazoa, Chordata, Actinopteri, Gobiiformes, Gobiidae. Gene Ontology annotation, cellular component: peroxisome.